AUGGCAUUGCUCAACUCGGCGCCCGAUCAAACGAAGCAGCUCGGCGCCAGACACGAAGGUGAAGUCGCCAGGCUGCUGGAAAACUUCCUGAUGGAGGAACGGCAUCGAGAGCGCAUAUUCAGGCCGCGAUUCCAGCUCCGUCUCGACACUGCAAGUGCCUGGGCCAUCGCAACAGAACGCUCCGUCCUCGACAUUGGCUGCGGGCAUGGCGAAUCGUGCAUAACGCUGGCGCUCCGGCUGGGCGCACGAGCACGCAUCGUCGGCAUCGACACAGCAGUGCCCGAGUACGGCAGUCCGCAUACGGUGGCAGAAGCGCGCAACUUCAUCCUCGACACCGAGUUUGGCCAGCAAAUAACAUUCUUGCGCACAGACACAGAGACGUUGUUGGAGAGCAGCAGCGAAACGCCGCAGCAAUUCGACGCUGCGACGCUGUGUCUCAGCCUGUGGUACUUUCCCACUCCGGCCAGUGUAGCAUCAUUGUUUCGAGCGCUCGCCGGCGCUGGCGUCCCAAAAGUCUACGUGGCCGAGUAUGACUUGGCCGCUUCGAAGCCUGCGCAAAUGCCGCACGUCUUGGCAGCGAGAGCGCAAGCCCGGCUGCACGCAACCAAAGCCGUUUGUCGUGUGGCUGACCCGCGAGAGCCAAACGUACGAGCAGCUCUCCAAGUUGACGAGAUCCGAAGAGCUGCAACCGACGCAGGCUUUGUGGUGGCCAGAGAAGGCCGCCUCAGUCCAGCAGAGGACAUGCUGGAGGGCCAUCUCGAAGCGCAAUACGUUUUGUCGCCCGUGUUCGAAGCGGCCCUACGGAACGCGACUCGGGCUCAGCAAGAGGACAUCUUGGCGCAUGUGACCAAGCUGCGACAUGCAAUGGACGUCCUCCACAAGGAAGGGAUAAUGCAUGCUCACGCAAUGGAUGUCUGGUGGGCGGAGAUGUGUGUGUGUGUCGAACCAAUAACAUGA
Messenger RNA from Fulvia fulva, 957 nucleotides. RefSeq names its product Methyltransferase ustM. The transcript has a single exon. The record is from RefSeq and is a predicted model, not a curated record. Bases 1 to 957 code for a protein of 318 amino acids. Lineage: Eukaryota; Fungi; Ascomycota; Dothideomycetes; Mycosphaerellales; Mycosphaerellaceae.